Messenger RNA from Cladophialophora yegresii CBS 114405, 1095 nucleotides. RefSeq lists its product as uncharacterized. The transcript is spliced from 2 exons. The record is from RefSeq and is a predicted model, not a curated record. Bases 1 to 1095 code for a protein of 364 amino acids. NCBI's taxonomy places the organism in Eukaryota, Fungi, Ascomycota, Eurotiomycetes, Chaetothyriales, Herpotrichiellaceae.
AUGGCAGCAGAAGUUGCGACGCCCUCGGCGAUCCAUAUGGCGUCCGAGCCAGCUCCUGGUACAUUACUCGAUGACCUUGCGUUGCCGGACUUCGACCCUGCCAUCCACCUAGCUUUCCGACCACCUGCCCAAUGCCACACGUUCAGCGACGUCGGUUUGCAGAAGCCCCAGAAUGUCCCGGACCUCUGCUACACGGAUCCGUUCCCCCUCUUCUCUGAAGAGGGCGUCCGUAUCCUGAGACGCGAGAUGCUCAGCAAGCGCAUACUGGACAACUAUCUCAAGUCGUGGGAUCGAGCUCCGGCUUAUGUCGCCGGGCAUGAGAGGACCGCGAAAUUCAUGCUCCAAGCCUGGACACACCCCGCCACCCAAGCGGCCAUCGACAGAGCAGCCGGGUUCCCCCUGCGGCCGCUCAACAAAGUAGGCGACCUAGGCAUGCUCAACAUCCAGCUGGGUCCUGAAGGCCUACCGGGUGUGUACAAGCUCACAGAGACUCCCUCGCCGGCACAAUCGCCCCUGGACAUCAAAGUGUCCAAGUACGACAGCGUGCCGAUCGACGCGUGGCACCGGGAUCAAGUCCCCGUCGUGUGCGUGGUCAUGCUCAGCGACUCCAGCACCAUGGAAGGGGGGGAGACGGCCAUCAAGACCGGCGACGGGUCCAUCGUCAAGGUCAAAAGCCCGACCAUGGGCGGCGCGGUGAUCAUGCAGGGCGGAGUCACAGAGCAUGCGGCUUUGCGGGCGACAAAUGUGCCCGAGCGGAUAAGCAUGGUGACUAGCUAUACGUACGCGGACCCCAAUUUGGAUGACCAGUACACGACGCUUCGGAGCGUGGAUCCCGCGAACGACGAUAUCCCUGUCAUGUGCAACCAGUACUUGCAGGAGAAGCUCAUUCGUCUGCGAGGGCGCGUGGACUCGGUUCUGGCGACUCUGAUGGAGAAGGAGAAGAGUGGCGAGAUGAUCGAGCGGGAGGAGGUGGAACGCUGGGUCAAGGAGCAGACGGAGUUUCUGCGCCGCAGUGCUUGGGAGAUGUACGAGCGGAUUCCGAAUUUCUUGCACAAGGACGCUCCCGAGGAUCUUGUUCGAGAGUACCUCAAGUAG